Messenger RNA from Phascolarctos cinereus (koala), 636 nucleotides. The record is from RefSeq and is a predicted model, not a curated record. NCBI's taxonomy places the organism in Eukaryota, Metazoa, Chordata, Mammalia, Diprotodontia, Phascolarctidae.
CAGGAACUGAGAAUCAUGGCUGGGAAGCCCAGACUUUAUUACUUUGAUGGCAGAGGCAGAAUGGAAGCGGUGCGCUGGCUCCUGGCAGCUGCUGGUGUGGAAUUUGAAGAAGUGCUUUUUGAAACAGCUGAAGACCUUCAGAAUUUAAGUAAAGGUGGAAAACUAAUGUACAAACAAGUGCCAAUGGUUGAAAUUGAUGGAAUGAAGAUGGCACAAACCAGAGCCAUCCUGAGAUAUAUAGCUGCAAAAUACAGCUUGUAUGGGAAGGACCUGAAGGAGCAAGUCCUGUACAGUAAUCAUUUUUUGCAUGUUUACAAUGCAUUAAAAGACCAUGGCAAAAACUACCUUGUGGGCAACCAGCUGAGCUGGGCAGAUAUCCAUCUCCUUGAACUCAUCUUAAUGGUUGAAGAAUGCAAGUCUGAUGCUCUGUCGGCAUUCCCUAAACUUCAGGAGUUCAAAACUAGAGUCAGCAAACUCCCCAGGAUUCAGAAAUUCUUCCAGCCUGGUAGUGCAAGAAGGCCGCCCAUGGAUGAAGCAUGUCUUAAAGCUGCAAAGAAGAUAUUCAAGCUUGAAAAAGGCCUGUUUCUUAAAUACUCGAGCACCAUAUUGGUUGAAUUAUAGUCAUGCUCACAAAAA